GAGGUAGAGACUCCAGAGGUGUUCACACUCGGCAGUCAGGACGAAUGCAGGAGGAAAGAGGAAGGCUGUGUGCUCCGUGCGUUGUCCCCUACGAUCGGACGCGGGAGUGUUUUUUGGUGAAUAAAAAAGGACAAAUGAGUGGAAAUUGAAUUUUUUUGAGAAAACUUUCAUCGAAAAGUUGCGGAUGUCAUUGGAUUGCUGGAGUGUUUGCAGAAAAGAGAUAAAAGUGUCUAGUUCGAGGUUUCAUGGUGUAGCGCAUACCAAUGCCAUUGCGUCGAGACAACGUGGAGGAAAAUAAAACGUACUGACCUUCAAGAGGAGAGCUUAAAACUAUAGUCAUCAGCAUUAUGAUGACCAAACGGGUUGGAAUCAUAUGAAUACGUCUUUUCUCCAAUUUAUUCAAUCGUCUGCGAGAUGGGUUCCGAGGCUUGGGAGUUGGAGCGAAGGUAUUCGGUGCCCGGGGCUCUGGAUACGCGGGGACUAGAGCCACCGGCUAGUGAAGACCUUCAUGCAUGGUCGAUUUACAGGCAAAAUCUCAACUCAGACUUUACAGACUCUGCCCUUGGCUCCGCGGAGAAGUCCCCCCUACCCUAUGGGAACUUUCAGCUUCGAGAUUCAACAGUACAGAGUAUUCUGAGGCACCCUCGGUACGGUCCAAAGAGCCCCCUGGCAAGCAACUCAUACACGUACCUGAAAUUCGGUCUCCCUCGUGUAUUACCUCCAUCCCGCGCCCGAGAUGGCUCCAGUGGUUACGACUCCAGCGAGGAAGGUCGAAGGAUCUCCCACAGCGGACUCCACCAGCAGUCCACAGCUAUGCGAUCAGCCAGGAGUGAUCCAGACUUCAGACAGGUUCAUGCAACUCCCCGCGAGGCGCAGCAAACCCCCUCACAAUUACUCGUGAGAGAAAAUAAAAUGAGAAGUGCCAGUGAAGCGAAUCUUCUGCAUGCAUCGAGACCAAAUAGAAGGCAUAGCAUCGCACCAAUGGACCCUGGCUAUGGGCAAGCAGUCCUGGAACAACCCCAGGGGAUGCUUGGACCCGAGGGCGACUAUGGUCAGAGCCUACGGAGACUUGCUGUCCAGCAUCCUCAUGUGCAAUUGCGAGGAGUUGAAAGCUCUGGGGACUCUCACAGGACGUCGUUGAGGGGAAUCUCUCUGGAAGCCGCUGCCACUGACGUCCUGGCCGUCAUGGCGACCACUGAGAGAGAGGGGACGACGAUUUUAGAGACCAUCGCGGGGAGGAGGAGAAUAAAGAGGGGCGAUAUUCUUAUGAACGGAAGGAGUGUGUCGACUCGGACAUUGAGGUCGAGGGUUGCCUACCUCCCCGCAGAGAGCAGUUUAAGCCCAGGUCUAACAGCUCAACAAGUACUGAGCUUCUACAUGUGCUUGCGAGGGGGUUCCCAGACUUCAGAAAUGGAAACUGAAGCAAUCCUUCAGGAAUUGGGCCUCGAAGCUACGAAACACUGUCUCGUGAGCUCUCUGACGACUUCGGAAGCAAGAAGAUUAGCCCUGGCAUGUCGUCUACUUCAAGACGCACAUAUACUGGCCCUAGACAGGCCAACACAUGGCCUCGACAUAUUCGAUGCGUUUUUUCUCGUCGAGUAUUUGAGACAGUGGGCGGCGAGGGGCGAGAGAUUAGUCAUUUUGACUCUUCAUCCCCCCACGUACGAGAUCCUCACGAUGGUUUCGAGAGUCGCUUUAACUUCGGGUGGACGCAUCAUGUAUACAGGGGCCAGGAGAGAUAUGCUGCCGUAUUUUGCUCUCGCCGAGUUUCCUUGUCCACCGUUUAAGAAUCCCUCGGAUUAUUAUCUUGAUUUGGUGACUCUGGAUGACCUCUCAGCAGAAGCCAUGUUAGAAUCCUCGCAGCGAAUCGAUCAUUUAGCAGAGCUUGCUAAAGCUCGUCUCCCUGCUUUGUCAGACCCAGGCCCUCCGGGUAAUCUACCUCCAGCUGUAUACGAUGCCAAUAUUUUUGUACAAAUUUAUGCCCUCCUCAUGAAGACACUAGUCUACAGCCAACCCUGGGCCUUGACAAGGCUUCUUCAGAAGAUUCUCAUCGCUGCCUCUCUCAGCAUUAUUCUUGGGGCCGUGUUUUGGGACGUCGCUGGAGACACCAAUUUAUAUCUGAAGGAUCGCGUUGGGUAUUACUACGCUAGUUUGGGAAUUCUCUCCUGGCCUCUGGGGCUUUUGCAGAUAUUCGAUAUCACGAGAGCCAGACGCAACGUCGAGAGGGACAUAAAAGAUGGACUCUAUGGUCGGUUCAUUUACAUCAUAAUAGAGUUACUGUGCAGUUUUCCCUCCUGGUGUCUCAUCUACGCAAUCUACCUUGGUCCAGCCUUUGCCAUGUCAGGUCUACACCUCGCAGUGGAUGAAAACCUGACGUCCCUCUGGUCGUACCUUUCCUACGGUCUCCUCUACCUGAUGCUGCAGCACUUCAUCUGCACAUUCUUCGCCCACAUCUGUAAAUGGAGUGGUCUGGCAGCAUUCCUGUCCGGAUUGGUAAUAGGCGAGAUAACCCUGGGGGGUGGGGUCACCCUUCACCUCGAGAACCUCCCCCUCUGGUAUCAAAAUCUCAGUCCAAUGGAGUGGACACUGGCCCUGCUUCUCCGACAAAUUCAUGGAUCAGUUGCACUCAACAAACUGGUGAAUUGCAAAGCGAAACAAGUGCAACGUGAGGAUAUCAUCGUUCAGGCACCCUGUGAGCCCCUCGACGGGGAGUCAAUACUUCGAGAAAUCGCUCUCAACUCAAUUAUUGAUUUUACGGAGAUUCGUUUGGGCACUGGAAUCGGAAUUAUGUCGGUAUUGAUAAUAAUUGCGUUUUUAUUGAUUCGGUACAAUGCACCUAAGAAACCCAGGAGUGCGCCCAACAAGCCUUAGGGCUCUGGGGGAGCGAAAUCUGACAUGUGCCACCUUAGCUGUGUAUUCCACUAUUAUUUUUUUAGGGAUUUUCAAUGAAUUUCGACUUUAAUGCAGAGCGGUGCAGAAGAAUUAAGAAUAACCGUAAAACGCUAUUUCCUCACGUAUGAAAAAAUUUAAUAUUCACAUCUCUUCAAUAUUUUUCCGUUCUAUUGGACUUCUUUAAACUAAUUUUUCAAUUUCAUACUUUUGCCAAAAAUGGUCAAUGAAAUAGAAGGACAACAGUAAAGAUUGAAAAAUAGAGUAAAAUUCACGUCCUAAAUUUCAUCAUCUUCUCCAUCGCCUCAACCAUCGAAUUAUUUAUAUUUCGUCUACCUCCCUGCGACUUUUUAAAGACCUUAUGAAAUGAGUAGAAUGUCAUAUCAAAUAUUGAAAUCUGAUUAUUUACUCAUUUCACAAAAAAAUUAUUUUAGAAACUCGCAAGAUAGACGUGUUGUUCCAUUACUUAGAAAUAGCCUCUAAAUUUUAUCUUAGUACCUAGAUACUCUGUGACAAGUCCAGACCAGUGCUCAAUAGAUCUGCACAACUUAAAUUUCCUCAGUUAAUCAGAAAGUGGGAAAGUAUCUACAGAUCUGAAAAAAUGAUAGAAACAAAAUUCUACAAAUGAUGGUUUCUUUUAUUACAGAGAAUUAAUUGUUCAUAAAUACAUUGUUGACAGUAAAUGGAGUAUAUUAAAGAGUAAA
Messenger RNA from Diachasmimorpha longicaudata, 3593 nucleotides. RefSeq names its product ATP-binding cassette sub-family G member 5. Lineage: Eukaryota; Metazoa; Arthropoda; Insecta; Hymenoptera; Braconidae. Bases 415 to 2871 code for a protein of 818 amino acids. Gene Ontology annotation, molecular function: ABC-type transporter activity; ATP hydrolysis activity; ATP binding. Gene Ontology annotation, cellular component: plasma membrane. The transcript is spliced from 6 exons. The record is from RefSeq and is a predicted model, not a curated record. Gene Ontology annotation, biological process: transmembrane transport.